GGCCCAUUUAUACUCGGCAACGGCAAGCGGGUAAAUUCCGUCUUCAACUCUUCAUCCUGCAAAUCAGUUAAUCGAACAGUUGAUUGAUUGAUUGAUUCGAUCGCCAUUGGAGAAAGGAAAGGAAGCAGGUGGUGGCAGAAUGGAGGUGGAAGGAAGCCCCGUAAUGAGGGUGCAGAGCAUAGCACAAGCUGGGAAAUCAGAAGUCCCACCGCAAUACAUCCAGCCACCUUCCGAUCGGCCGAACAACAACGCCGGUGGUAAGUCCGGCGGCGGCGGAGAUGUUCCGGUGAUCGACCUCGGCGGAGAUUCCGUUCGAGAAGCAGUUGGGCGGGCUUGCCGGGACUGGGGAGCUUUCCAGGUGACGAACCAUGGGGUGCCCAUUCGAUUACUGGACGAUAUGAGGAAGGUCGGUAUGUCGUUCUUCAACGAAUGCCCCAUGAAGGACAAGCUCAUGUACGCCUGCUCGCCGGAUUCCGCCGCGGCGGAGGGCUACGGGAGCAAGAUGCUCGUCGACAGCGACGAAAACCACGGGGUGCUGGAUUGGAGGGACUAUUUCGACCAUCACACCUUGCCGCUCUCUCGCCGGAACCCUUCCAAUUGGCCUCAUUACCCGCCCAAUUACAGGAAGUUGGGUUUUGAUCGCAGGGAAGUUGUUUCCCAGUUUAGCGAUGAAAUGAAUGUGCUUGCGCAGAAGCUGCUGGGAAUUAUAUCCGAGAGUCUUGGGCUGCCGUCUUCUUGCUUGAAGGAUGCUGUGGGGGAAUUCUAUCAGAAUAUUACUGUCAGUUAUUACCCUCCCUGCCCUCAGCCAGACCUCACCUUGGGUCUACAGUCCCACUCGGAUUUCGGGGCUCUCACUUUGUUGAUUCAGGAUCAAGUUUCUGGUCUUGAAGUGCUGAAAGACUCCCAUUGGUACCCUGUCCAACCUCUACCUGAAGCCAUUGUUGUCCUUGUUUCAGAUCAGACAGAGCAGAUCAUCACCAAUGGCAACUACAGGAGUGCUGUGCACAGAGCUGUAACCAAUUCCAAGGGAGCAAGGUUGUCAGUGGCGACGUUCCACGACCCAUCGAAGACGAGAAACAUAUCCCCAGCUUCCGAGAUCGUGUGUCAGUCAUCUCCUGCAAGGUACCGAGAAGUGAAUUAUGGCGAUUACAUGUCAAGAUGGUAUACCAAAGGCCCCGAAGGCAAGAGGAAUGUUGAUUCACUCCUCAUUGACCCUUAGGCUUUUUGUAAACUCUUCCCAGCUGCCCUCGUCACAGUGUUGCCAAUGCAGAUGUCUGCGUGAUUGCAGCAAGAACAAAUCAACUUAUCUUUCUAAUUUCAGUCUUUAGAUUUCUUUUUGUCAUACAAGUGAAUAAAGUUCCAUGCCCGAAUUUAUCGAGAUCGAUCAAUAACGUACAUGGUGCAUAUGGCUUAUCUGGUGAUCCAGAGGUCAGCAUUGUAGACCUCUUCCCACAAACAAAAGGGACUGUUGAAAUUGUCAAAGAACAAGAGGAAAUCAUGAAACCUACAAGUUACACUACAAUGUUGAAAUGUUAUUGUAUUAUGUAUAGCUUGAUCGUUAGUGAUCGAAUAUUGAAUACGACGUCACUAGCAUGUUAAGUUAGCUUUAAUUAUUAUAAGUGGACAUUAACC
Molecule: messenger RNA, 1632 nt
Organism: Linum tenue
Lineage: Eukaryota; Viridiplantae; Streptophyta; Magnoliopsida; Malpighiales; Linaceae
Source: the annotation of a GenBank genome assembly